Guyanagaster necrorhizus is the source of this 2337-nucleotide messenger RNA. RefSeq lists its product as uncharacterized. The record is from RefSeq and is a predicted model, not a curated record. The annotation marks the transcript as partial. Lineage: Eukaryota; Fungi; Basidiomycota; Agaricomycetes; Agaricales; Physalacriaceae. Gene Ontology annotation, molecular function: protein binding. The transcript has 4 exons.
AUUGCCAGCGCCUGUACUUUAUUGAUUACAAUCUCCUUCCUUCUCUUUCCCUCACCACCGUCUUCUACCUGAUACAGGUGCCUUGCUUCUAUCCUCUGUCCCGACGGGAUCCCAUGAGCUUGAAAGCAGGCUCAAAGCAAGUUCAGAUUCGCAGGAUAUGCCUACACUAUGCUCGGUCCCCGUCGAGCUCCUAUGUCAUAUUCUGGGCUUUCUGGACGUUGGCGACCUGCUGAAAUGUCUCCUGAUAAACACCCAUAUUCAUCGAAUAAUAAUGCAGUCAUCUCGACUUCAGUUCACUGUCGAGCUUGCUAAAUAUCGCAUGGAAUCCAAUAUUGAGGACUCCACUUUGUACCCUUUCGUUAAGCGCCUGAAUAGCCUUCGCGACCGGGAACAAUCGUGGCGAAGUAUCACCUGGAAGCGCCACUACCGGCUUGGCCUGCCCUCUGUAGCGUCUAUCUAUGAGUUCGUUGGAGGGAUUUACGGGAACGGAAGAGAGCACGGGAAACGCGAGCCUAUCCCGGCUAUCUCCUUCUUUGAACUGCCUUUCUCCGGGUGUGACCCAGGAGAAGAUUACAGAAUGUGGACUCAUGCAUUCGAAAACAUCCGUAUCCUGGACUUCACAAUUGAUCCCUCACAGGAUCUCUUAGUAUUAGUCACUCGAGCGCCUGCCGAAUCCAAGUUCGUCUUCGAGGUUCAUCUUCGUACACUUUCAGAAAAUGAUCCCUACCCGAAAGCUGCCGCAUCCAUUCUCCCUUGCUUCCCCAAGGAUCUGGUCUCAAUGCCACUUUCAAAUUCCAUAGGUGCCAUCCGUGUUCAGAUAUCCGGCGAUCUGAUCGGCUUUUUGAUGAAAGAAAUGGAUACUAUUGAAGUCUGGCAUCCCGCCUCAGGAUUUUGCUCAUCGUUUGUAUUACCGUCGGGGAUAGAUGACUUCACAUUUCUUUCUCAGACCUCGUUUCUGAUCGUACGCCCGCUUGGCUACUUGGAAGUCUACCAGUUCCACACCCCGACGGGCUCUUCCCCUCCACCGGUUCUGCUAGGGUCGUUUUCGUUUCCGGAGUUGUCUGAAGGAUUCUCCUUCUGGCAUUGCUCGUUGAGUGGAAACCCAUCCCCAGGAUACAUCCCCCGCAGCCAGCCCGGCGUCAAUAGCAACGUCAUCAACAGCGUCUAUCAUCCAUCACUAGCAGACCGUAUCCUGGCCUGCUGCAUCUACAUCCUUGAACCAUCUCCUGAUCCUGCCCGCCAUCGCGUACAUUCUUUUGUAUUCUUCUUCCACGUCAACCUUUUCCUUGAAAAGAACCCACAUUCAAUUCUGGACCUGUGCAAGAAAACACAGCCCCCUGAAAUGUCAGGUCGGACUACGGACACUUUUUUCUUCUCGUCAUACUCGACUAAGUCUCUGGAUGCAUCGCGACCUCACAACCCCACGCCCACUAAUAUGACUUCUGUUGAAUGGGAUGCAUGGGGCCCAGCCAACACACGAUGGUUCCGGGAAUGUUUAACCACCGACUGGCAGCAUGCACUUCACGGAAUGCGCACUGCAGAAAGUAUUUCGAUAAAAGUCUAUGACGGGAUGUCGAAGGCUACCAUGGAAACACUAGAAGAAAUGACCGAGGACCCGGACGACAAUGGUGUCUGUACUGUGGAGGAGGAUGUGUUGGAUGAUUCCGAAGUGGCCGAGGUGAAUUAUCAUGAGGAUCCGAUUGAUGCAAAGCGUUAUGGCGCUGACAUCGAGGUCCCCAGUGGCCCUGGGGAUAGUAUCGUGCCGAUGCACAGGUUCCUGCGGAUACGAGAUUUUAACCCUUUUGUGGUGCAGAAAGGGAAGCUUCUCUGGGAGGAGUCUGAGAAUCCGCACUGGCGUCGGAGGCGGGUGAUCACACAACCGACUACCACACAGGUGGAGGGGGCCUUCAAAAAGAACAUAGAAAGCUCAUUACCUUACACUGAGGUGAUAAGCAGGCAAGCUUUUGAUAUGACAGACGUCAUGAUGGAUGACUGUCGAAUCCUAUUACUGAAAGUGCGGCUUCAUUUGUUCGUUGGUACCUACGUGGCGCUGAUCGUCAUCUUGUAUUACUCAGAGGACAUUGCACGGAAAGCUUUUAGGCAUAGACGUUUUGACGAUGUAAUCGACUUUUAUCUCCUUGUUACAUGGGCUUCUCCUCCAAACUUUGUGUGUUAUUCCAUAUAUUCAUCGGAGUCACUGAACUUUAUUUUAUCUCUGUUACAGUUACGAGGUACGCUCGGCGCUAAUCUGCAUGGAAAUUCCGAUAUCGAGACAGAGUUGAUCCGAUAUCGCCUUUGGUUAAUCACCGUUGAAUACGACGGCGUUCCACAGCUGCG